AUGGACGAGGAGCUUAAGCGUGACGAUAAGGUGUUCCUUAUUGGAGAAGAAGUCGCUCAAUACGAUGGCGCCUACAAGGUAUCCAAAGGACUUUGGAAGAAGUAUGGCGACGAUCGCGUUAUUGAUACUCCUAUCACUGAAAUGGGUUUUACAGGACUGGCCGUCGGUGCUGCAUUCGCUGGUCUUCGUCCAAUUUGCGAGUUCAUGACAUUUAACUUUUCUAUGCAAGCUAUUGACCAGAUCAUUAACUCGGCUGCUAAAACCUACUACAUGUCAGCUGGGCGGGUUCCAUGUCCCAUAGUAUUCCGUGGUUGCAACGGUGCUGCUGCCGGUGUUGCUGCUCAACAUUCCCAGGAUUUUUCGGCGUGGUUCGCUCAUUGUCCAGGAUUGAAGGUAAACUUUUGUUAG
This is a messenger RNA of Strongylus vulgaris, 408 nucleotides long. Lineage: Eukaryota; Metazoa; Nematoda; Chromadorea; Rhabditida; Strongylidae. The record is from the annotation of a GenBank genome assembly.